Molecule: messenger RNA, 2187 nt
Organism: Brassica napus (rape)
Lineage: Eukaryota; Viridiplantae; Streptophyta; Magnoliopsida; Brassicales; Brassicaceae
Exons: 4
Coding region: 468-1997 (509 amino acids)
Source: RefSeq, a predicted model, not a curated record
GUUUGGUUCAACCAAUAAUUAUAAUCGAAGUCGGUUUGUUUCGGUGCGGUGAAAACUUGCAUUAAAUAGACAGACCACUUCUAUUAAUGUACAUACAUAGGAGUGUUACAGAGAGAAGAGAGUUAAAGAGUAGUAACUGUCCCACCUCGAAAUGCUCCAGUCCCCUCGUGACUUUUUCUACGAGUCCCAUCAUCUUCGCCUCCUUCAUCUUCACGGCACAUUUCGAUGAAAAUAAAUAAAAAGCUUUACCUUUGUCUCUCUCUUACGUUUUCUCAAGUCUCUCAGGACUCAUUCAUUCUUUUAAGUCUCUCAAGCCUCUUCCUCUAUCUCUAGACGUGUAGAAGGCUUCAAAAAGAUACUGAAGACGAUUCUCUCUGCGCAAUGCGCACUCUCAAAUCUGUUCUGUAGAAUCUAAAAAGCAUUUUCACAAAUGAGUGUGUGAGCCAAUCAUAGCAACUUCCUCAAGUAUGGCAGAGAGGAAACUGAACUUGGAAGCACCUCUUCUUUCAACAAGGCGGAUUCAGAAGACAUCAGCUGUCUCUGUGCGUAGAAACAAGACAUUUGACUUCACUCAUGAUGAUACUUCCUCUGUUCCAGUUCUUGUACCAGAUAUGGGUUUAGAUCACUUCACCGAGUCUGCCUCUGUUCCUUUCACAUGGGAGCAAGCUCCUGGGAAAUUAAAAGGAAAUGAUUCCACCACAACUCAUGAAGUCUUCACACCGUGUCUUCCUCCAGGGAAAGCCAUUGAUAGAAACCUGAGUUCAAAGACUAAACAAGUUGAUGAAGAGGAAGAGUCAGAGGAUGUGUUUUCUGAUGCUCGUGAUACACUCUCUCCAAAGGAUUCGUUCUCUGUAAACCAAAGCAUAAGUGGUGUGAGUGGUUAUGGUGUUGUUGCUGAAAAGAAGAAAACGCUAAACCCUUCUGAUGAUCCUCAAUCUCGGGACUUCAUGUUGAAUCGUUUUUUACCAGCUGCUAAGGCUAUGACUGUGGAGCAGACUCAUUAUGCUUUGAAUCGAAAACCAUCUAGUUGCAUGUCUGAACCAACGUUACAGAUAAGAGAGUUAGUACCGGAGGAGAAGCGGCAAACUUCUAAAAGGUAUGAUGAGUCUUUAGUCUUGCCUUGUUAUGACCACCAACACAUAGAUGAUGAAGAAAGCGAGGAGGGUGAUGAUGAAGUUUCUGAGUAUGCUUAUCUUCCAAGGAGAGGUUGUGGCAUGUUGCCACAGUUGCGCUUUAAAGAAUCUCUAGGUAUGCUAAACACAGUGCCUGGUUUUAAAACCAAACGCAAUGAUCAAGUCAAGUCAAGCAAGGUUUCUCAACUCAAAUCUCGAUUCCAAUCUGUCAAACAGCUGGCUCUUGAUUCAGUUUCGAAGCAGAAGUUGAGUGGUAAAGUUCAAUCUCCGGUUCAUCCUAGCAUGGGGAAGAAGUUCAACUCUGCAUCAAACCUAAGUUGUGCUGCAAGUAGGUCUUCAUCUCCUUACAGACACCCUAGAUGCAUGUCACCAUUCCGCACUGCAAACGCCACGUGUUUCCAUGACACUCGUAAGGAGACCGAGAACCUGAGAGCUAACAGGUUGAACAAGCAUAUUAGAAACAUAAGCAGCUCUCAGGAAUUACUCUAUUCAAAAGACAACGGUUCCACCAGCUCUCUCUUGGAGAAGGCAGUAUAUGUAGACAUGGAGGAAGCAGAGAAGAAACCAUACACCAAUCUUGAGCAUGAAGACUUCGAGAAUAUUAGUAUUAAAAGCGGGAAAGAUCGGUCUCCUCUUGCACCACCGUCGCCCAAGAAGCCUUCUGAGUCUUGGCUUUGGCAUAAUCUGCCUUCAGUAACAUCUCAGAUACCUUCGCGUAGAUAUCGGUUCAAUCCUCAAAAGCAGGAUCUUAAUGACAACUCCAGGAAUGUUUCCAAGUGGGAAACUAUUGUAAAGACUUCAUACAUGCACAGAGAUCAUAUCCGAUUUUCCGAAGAACUGGUUGCUCAUACAUCUCUUCCAUGAGAGUGAGUGAGAGAUGUACCUCCUCAUAAUCAUCAGGUUUAUUAUAGAAGCGUUUCAACUUCAUUAGCAGUUGCUGGAAUAUAGUUAUUUCUUUCACCGAUGUAAAAGUAAGUCUGUGAUUGUGCAGCUGAGUUUACCUAAUAAGAAUCACUCAUCUUUGGCUUAAGCAAAUAAACUCGAUUCCUCAGUA